Molecule: messenger RNA, 867 nt
Organism: Arachis stenosperma
Lineage: Eukaryota; Viridiplantae; Streptophyta; Magnoliopsida; Fabales; Fabaceae
Exons: 1
Coding region: 1-867 (288 amino acids)
Source: RefSeq, a predicted model, not a curated record
AUGAAGAAUCGGGGGGAAGCAAUCAAGAAGCUAGAAUUCCAAGUGGGAUAUUUGUCUGAGAAGAUGCCCAAACCCACUGAUAGCUUCCCAAGUGACACGGAGAAGAAUCCGAGAGGUGAAGUGAAGAAGGUAAGAUGGGAAGACUGCAAUAUGGUCACUACAAAUGACAAGGAGACUGAAGACAAGCCAAGCAAGCUGUCAGAACAACCUGAACAUACCUUAGUAGAGAAGGAGAAGAAAGACCAACAAGAACCAAAAAUCUCAAAACAGGAGCUGCUGAGACUAUAUGCACUAUUUCUUCAACUGCUAAAGGGUGCUGUGGGAAAGAGAAUGUACUCAAGGUUCUUAGACUCAUUUGCAUCUUUGAAUGUGAACAUACCAUUCAUCAAGGUCAUUCAGCAAAUGCCAGCAUUCAUCAAGUAUAUGAAGGAACUACUUCCCAGGAAGAGCUCACUCAAAGGGGGCCAGACUAUAGUGAUGAACAAGGAUUGCAGCACCCUCAUUCAAACACAAUUGCCUGCGAAAAGAAAAGACCCAGGGAGUUUUCAUGUCCCUUGUGCUAUAGGGGAAACAAAUUUUGAUAGAGCACUUUGCGAUUUGGGAGCAAGUAUCAACUUAAUACCCCUAUCCCUGGUAAAAAGGCUGCAGAUCAAUGAGAUACUACCUACAAAUGUAGUCAUAAAGCUGGCUGACAAGACUCAAAUGGUAGAAAAUGUGUUGCUCAAAGUUGGAAAAUACUUUCUCCCAACAGACUUUGUCAUCCUGGACAUGGAAGAGAGUCACCUGCACCCAAUCAUAUUGGGGAGACCAUUUCUAGCUACUGCUAGAGCACUCAUAGAUGUGGAAAAAGGAGAGCUAAUAUUAUGA